CGACAUGCUUCCGCUGCAGCGGCCGUCGCCGAAAAACCUGCCGAGGACUCACAUCAAUCUUCCAACACACCAGCACAGGCUACAGGCCCCAAGAAAGCCUUCCGUCUAGUGUGUGGCACCGUGGUCUCUCGCCCACCAGUCCUCACGCGAGAAUUGACGUCCUUCGAGAAGGCCUUCUUUCUGUAUCAGAAACGCCUUAACGAGCGAUUAGCUCUUCCCUUCACACGAUACUUCUACAUCAAAAAAGAUACACCAGCCGAUAUUGAGUGGAAGCGGAAAGCGGCCGUUCGGAAGACAGCAGCGCGAGAUGUUGGUGUAUACAACGCAUACAGCGACGAGGGAUGGAAUGAUGAGGUGUUGGCCGGAAGUACAUUAAGCGAGCCGGAGGACAUUGUGGAAAAGUUGAUCAGGGAUGCGGAAGGAAAGGACAUCAUCGAUGCUGAACCAGUAGGCGACGAGGAGACCAAAGUCAGGAAACCCGUCGGAGAAGUGUCAAUCGAUAGACCUCUUUCAAGAAGGACGAGGGACGACGAGGAGAACAACACAAAGAGUCUGAACCGGAGGCUCGACCGGAAUCUAUACCUGCUUGUCAAGAACAAGCAUGGACAUUGGAGAUUCCCUCAAGAUCGAUUAUAUGCUCGAGAAGGUCUGCAUCAGGCUGCUGAACGUGUGCUCCUUCAAGCCGGUGGCAUCAACAUGAACACAUGGGUUGUAGGUAACCACCCGAUCGGCUACUACAUGAACAAAUUCGCAGCACCGAUCCUUUCGAAAAUCCUGCCCAACCGCCUCCAGGAAUUUGGCGAGAAAGUCUUUUUCAUGAAGGUUCGCAUAUUCGCAGGACAGACAGAUCUCAAAUUGAAUGAGCUCGGAGACACUGAGUACGAGUGGCUUGUCAAGGAGGAGAUUGAGGAGCGAGUGUCGAAGAAGUACUGGAUGGCGAUUCGGAAUAUGCUCUCGGCGCGAUAG
This is a messenger RNA of Zymoseptoria tritici IPO323, 966 nucleotides long. RefSeq lists its product as uncharacterized. The record is from RefSeq and is a predicted model, not a curated record. NCBI's taxonomy places the organism in Eukaryota, Fungi, Ascomycota, Dothideomycetes, Mycosphaerellales, Mycosphaerellaceae. The annotation marks the transcript as partial. Gene Ontology annotation, molecular function: structural constituent of ribosome. Gene Ontology annotation, cellular component: mitochondrial large ribosomal subunit. The transcript has 4 exons.